GGAGGACUUCUGCAGCACAGCUCCCUUCCCAAGACGUGAAAAUCUGCCUUCUCACCAUGAGGCUUCUAGUCCUUUCCAGCCUGCUCUGCAUCCUGCUUCUCUGCUUCUCCAUCUUCUCCACAGAAGGUAAGAGGCAUCCUGCCAAGGCCUGGUCAGGCAGGAGAACCAGGCUCUGCUGCCACCGAGUCCCUAGCCCCAACUCAACAAACCUGAAAGGACAUCAUGUGAGGCUCUGUAAACCAUGCAAGCUUGAGCCAGAGCCCCGCCUUUGGGUGGUGCCUGGGGCACUCCCACAGGUGUAGCACUCCCAAA
Molecule: messenger RNA, 312 nt
Organism: Gorilla gorilla gorilla (western lowland gorilla)
Lineage: Eukaryota; Metazoa; Chordata; Mammalia; Primates; Hominidae
Gene: GPR15LG
Product: G protein-coupled receptor 15 ligand
Exons: 3
Coding region: 57-302 (81 amino acids)
Molecular function (GO): G protein-coupled receptor binding
Source: RefSeq, a predicted model, not a curated record